Messenger RNA from Ectocarpus siliculosus, 748 nucleotides. Lineage: Eukaryota; Phaeophyceae; Ectocarpales; Ectocarpaceae. The record is from the annotation of a GenBank genome assembly.
AUGGUGCUCGAGGGUAACCUCCCGUUACUUGAAUUCUUCUGGCCGAUGGAGUUGAAGUCCUUGAAGCUAGAGUACCAAGCAGACGACAUGGAAGACGGAGAAGAGGGUCUCACAGUGUUGAUGCUGCGCAACCGCACGGCGUUCGAGAAGCUGGCGGGGCACUCACCAAACGAUGAAAAGCCUUCAGGUGCGAAAAUACUAAAUUUGGAUAAAUGCAAACAGAGAGAUAUCCAUGCGACACGUUCGUUGCCUAUUGGCGGGUAUGGCUUUGACCGACCUUACGCCGUUACGAUCGCGCGUGAAUGCCGCCAUUCUCUCGCGCCGCAUGUUUACGCCACGGUUCGGUAUUGGUAGGUGGCAGCCCUACGAGAAGAAAACAUUCAAGCGGAGGCGGUGAUGGUGUCGUCGACGAAAUCGAUAGCAAGAGGCCGAAGGUCGAAGACUCGAAGGAAGAUUGAACGCCGGCGGGUAGACUCGAAGAAGGUUCCACUUGACGGCAGUGCCUUGGACCGUUCAUUAUCCUACCCUCCAGGGAGCCUGCGCCCGGAAACCAUUGUGAUGCCAUGGGCACGAUUGAACGUACACAAGGGAGAACAGCUGCACCAAUCGGAAUCGCAUUUCAGCGUCAUCGCGUGCGAGAGACAGCACACGUAUCCUGGCAUGAUUGUUUUUCGAUGAAGGCACCCCGCCACGGCUCCUCUGGCCUCUGCCACUACUGUUAUGGUAAUUGGACACCACUGUUUUGUGC